Fonsecaea pedrosoi CBS 271.37 is the source of this 795-nucleotide messenger RNA. RefSeq lists its product as uncharacterized. The transcript has 2 exons. Gene Ontology annotation, molecular function: oxidoreductase activity; molybdenum ion binding. Gene Ontology annotation, cellular component: mitochondrion. The coding region runs from base 1 to 795 and encodes 264 amino acids. NCBI's taxonomy places the organism in Eukaryota, Fungi, Ascomycota, Eurotiomycetes, Chaetothyriales, Herpotrichiellaceae. The record is from RefSeq and is a predicted model, not a curated record.
AUGAACUACGUGGUGAGCGUCCCAUGGUCCAAAGUCAAAUACGACGAAGUUCUCCUCUGCUGGGAGAUGAACGGGGAGCCACUCCCAGCCAUUCACGGCUAUCCGGUGAGAAUCAUGGUGCUGGGGUAUAUUGGUGCUCGAAGCGUGAAAUGGGUGUACAGGAUCAAGGCUAUUGAGAAUCCUUCACUCGCACCAGUCCAAAGCAAAGAAUAUCUCUAUUUCAACCAGCAGACGGGCAAGCACAACCAACAACCAACGGACGGCAUUCAGAUCCAGGAAAUGCCCGUGAGCUCCGCCAUCAUGUCUCCGUGGACCAAGCAAGUGGUGAUUCAUAACGGCAAGAUUCACUGUAAAGGAUGGGCGUAUUCAGGCGGUGGGAGAUGGCCGGAGCGUGUCGAACUGUCGGCCGAUGGGGGUUUCAGCUGGUAUGCAGUGCCCAACGCCAACCUCUCCAAGAAGGGCAAAUGGACGUGGAGGACGUGGUCGAUUGAUCUCCCCUGCGACGUGGAAGGCUGGAUCGAAAUCGUCUGUCGAUGCUGGGACAGCUCGUUGAAUACGCAACCCCUGACGGUCCGUGCGGCAUGGAAUUGGGGACUCCACGUCACGCAUUCAGCACACCGAAUCAGCGUCUAUAGUAUCAACAAGACUCGAGAGCGCACGGCAGAGAAGCUGAAGCAGUUCGAGGCCACCGGCUCGCCUUUGGCGCCUCUCACCUGGCCCGAGGAAUUCCCCACGCAGAGCUGGGAUGACUACAAGAAAUUCUGGGAGGAGAACGAGCCUCGGGACGUGGAUUGA